AUGCACACAUCAAGGCCGUUGCGCCAGGCCUGGACGCGAACGAAGCACAGAGAGGCCGUCGUGACAGCGACACUCGGCUUGCCGCCCUUCUUUCUCUGCCCGGCACUUGGAGGCUUCGUUGCGACAGCCGAAGCCAGACCCCUACAACGACGACAACAUGGCUCGACAGCGGUUUCCAAACCUUUGAUCUCGGCCCAGACGAGGCACAUGCACGCUGAAGCUGCGGCUUCCAACGCGCCGCCUUUUCCUGACGCCGAGGAAACGGCACCAGCAGCGAGGCUCCCUAACCAGUGUCCAGGCUGUGGUGCCCUUUCGCAGACGUCGAUUCCGGACCAGCCCGGGUUCUUCAACAUAGGGAAGAGGAAAUCUCUGCAGAGAGCUCUGGGCCUGAUCAAAGCCGAGCCGCGCGUUCGUGCAGACGAUGGGGUGAUCAGCCAAGCGCUGGGGCAUCUCGAUGAGGGUCAGUUGCAACGGCUGGGCCUGGAUCCGCAUUUGAUACUCGGUCAACCCACGGCGACGGCCUCGAGCAUUGAAGGAUUUGGCAAUGCUGGCGACGCGCCGCUUCUGUGCGACCGGUGCCACGAGUUGGUCCACCACAGUGCCGGCACCUCGGCUCAUUUCCCCACGAUCGAUGCUAUACGGGACACGAUCGAGGAGUCGCCAUACAAAUACAAUCAUGUCUACCACGUUCUCGAUGCUGCCGACUUUCCGAUGUCACUCUUGCCCCGGAUCCGGGAGUUGCUGGAUCUGAUGCCUCUUCGCUCUCGCAACCGGCGCGCAAAGUCUGGCAAGUUCUACGGUGACCAGAAGAGGGAGCUCAGCUUCAUCAUCACGAGAUCGGAUCUCCUUGCGCCGCGGAGGGAACAGGUGGAUAGGCUCAUGCCCUGGAUCACGGACACCUUGCGCGAUGCCCUCGGUCGAGCCGGCCGGAAGGCAAGGUUGGGCAACAUCCACUGCGUCAGCGCCAAGAGGAGUUGGUGGACAAAGGAGCUCAAGGAAGAUAUCUGGAAGCGUGGCGGGGCCACCUGGAUGGUGGGGAAGGCGAACGUGGGGAAGAGCUACCUGUUCCAACACAUCUUCCCCAAGGGCCGGAUGAACUGGCAGGCCCCGGCGCACCAGAUCGAGAUCCCCGUCUCGCCGCGGCCUGCGCGCAAUGAUCAGUUCGACGGGCUCGAGGAGACUACCCUGCUCCCCCCUCCCCAGCCCGAGACCGAGUAUCCGCAGAUGCCGGUGGUUUCGUCCCUUCCCGGAACCACCGCAUCACCUAUCAGGAUACCCUUUGGCAAAGGAAGGGGUGAAUUGAUUGAUCUGCCCGGCCUAUUCAGAAGCAGCAUCGUCGAUUAUGUUGAGCCUGCUCACUCAGACGACAUCAUCAUGAAGUCUCGUAUCCAGCCAGAGCAGCACAGCCUGAAGCCAGGGCAAUCCAUUCUACUGGGUGGUUUCAUCCGCAUCACUCCUCGAACCCCGAACCUCACUUUCCUGGCCUACAACUUCACACCUCUGAAGGAACACAAGACGGCUACAGACAAGGCCAUCGAGAUCCAGGCUCAGACUAGCGAGCUCAACGUCGAGAGCAUUGCCAGACAAGGCACAGGAGCCACAAUCAAGUCAGCCGGCAUCUUCAAACUCAAGUACGACGUGACCAAAGAGCGUGCCGGGCCUAUCACCAGACGCGAUGCUGUCAAUAUCAAGGUCGAGAAUCUCCCGUAUCGUGUUGUCGCCAUCGACAUCCUCAUCGAAGGCUGUGGCUGGGUCGAAGUUGUGGCGCAGGUCAGGGCGAGGGAUCUGUUCAAGCCGCCACCGAAACCUGUGGAUGAGCUUCCCCGGGAAGAGGUCCUUCAAACCUUGGAUCUGUCCGAGCCUCCGGCAGACGAACAAGAAGAUGCGAAAGGGUCGCACAACAUGACUCCUGAUAGCGACAGCGAGCCCAACUGGCCCGUGGUCGAAGUGUUCACACCGGAAGGGAAGUUUGUGGGUUCUCGACGGCCGCUCAACGCAUGGCUCAAGUGCCAACCGAAGAGGUCGACCAUCUCGCGAGGUCGCCCUCGGAAGAGCAUGAAGGGGGCGAAGAAGCAGGCCAAGAGGCGAGCGAGAGCCGCAACUCUUGCGCCACCAGAGGCCGCUCACAAAGGCCCCAAGAGGCACCCUACCACAAAAUCGCUGCAUAUAUUCUUGAGCCCCGAGACUCCUCUUCCCAUCACACCUGGUGCCAUCCCUCACGACCAGCCCAGAAUGGCCUCUCUCUCGCAGCGCCAGCAGCAGCGCCAGCCCGCCGCCACCGGCACCCAGACUCAGGUGGUCGAGCAGACGUCCACCACGCCCGCGACGACGGGGACACAGACCCAGGCCAUUCUGCGCCUGCGCGGCGCCCACGCAGACACGGGGCGCUCGGUCCAGUGGGCCGAGGACGUUGUCGACAACGAAGGCAUGGGGCGCAAGAGCUCCAAGGACGAGUCGAGUGAUUCGUCAGACUCAUCAUCAUCGUCCGACGACUCGAGCUCAGACUCGGACUCGGAUCCCGGCCGCAGGGACAGAGUGCCUGCCGGUGGCGGAAGGGGAGGCGGCGGCGGUAGACGGCCGGACCACGACCACGACCAUGACCAUGACCAUGAUCACGACCACGAUUGCAGUAGCCGCAGACACGACCGGAAAAGCAGGAAGAGGAGAGAUGGCGACGGUGACAACAAGGGGAGGAGGAGGAGACCAAGCCCCAACGCCUACGAAAAGGUGCCCAAGCCCAAGCCUCGUGAUGACGCUGGUGGCGGGGAUGAAGGGAAUCCCGGGCCAAGCGCGCCCAAGGCUCCCGGAGCAUGA
Molecule: messenger RNA, 2814 nt
Organism: Thyridium curvatum
Lineage: Eukaryota; Fungi; Ascomycota; Sordariomycetes; Thyridiales; Thyridiaceae
Exons: 3
Coding region: 1-2814 (937 amino acids)
Cellular component (GO): mitochondrion
Molecular function (GO): protein serine/threonine phosphatase inhibitor activity
Source: RefSeq, a predicted model, not a curated record